AUGGCUUCUACUAGGUUAGACUCUGCCUCUGAUCGGAUAGAGAAGAUCUUGGCCGAUCGAAAUGGAAUUCUGCAUCAGUUGGAGGAUGAUCCAGUGCUAAUCAAUGAUGAACUUCGUGAACCUUCAAAGAUAGAUACUGACGCUAUUCUGAAGAGAGAAAUGGGACUCAGUCGUGAGUUACGUGAAUAUACAGCUUUGAAAACAGUUCCUUCUUUGGUGUUGGAGUUCAAGACUAAUCUACACUUGUUGGAGUUUGAAAACUCAUUUUAUUCCUUACAAACUUUACGUAAGAAACUUCGUGAUUUCUCUGAAAUUCUCAGUCAAAGUUAUGGAUUACAAAGGUCAGUUGCCACGUAUGUGGAUAAUAUGCAUUUGGAUUUAGUAAAUUCAUUGUACUCGAUUUUGAACGACGGCUUUUGGAAGAUCGGUAGUGAUUUUGUAUCCUUCCAAGAAAAGGUGGCAUUCGGUAAUGACAGGGUCGAUAUAGACUACGUUGAUUUUAUGGCAUCCAUGGUAAGUCUCUAUUUCCCACAAGGCCAUCUGGACCCCAAGUCGUGGAUAAUCUCUGAUAUGAUCCUAGGGACUAUGCAAGAGACAGUCAGAGCCAAGUUGGACUUCAUUUUGAAAGAGUAUGUCAAGUUGUCAGGAGUUACUAACCUAAUUAAGUCUUGCAUAUUUGCGCAAAGCAGUGAAGCCUUAUUGGAAGAUAAUAAUAAGACGCUCAAGUUCAGGCAGUCAAGUAAGAAAGGUGAUGAAAAAUUCAAAGAGACUUUAUCCUCUUUCAAGAACGUUUUACAAUUUUUAACUGAGACUGUUGUUUCACAGGAUAAGAAAAUACUAGCUGAACGACUGGGCCCGUCAAUAUCCACCGAGCUGAUGAAAAGCAUCAAGGCUAAUGCAUCGAUCAUAUUUCGCCCUGAAAAUACACAUUUGAGGGAUGAAAGUCUGGCCAUAAAUUUGAUAUUGAAAGAUCUAUCAGAAAACUCUGACAUUUGGAGUUACAACGGCUCAGAAUUGGAGAGACUGUUUAGUAAUAGCGACAUCCCUACCAAUUUACAGGUAGACAAGAUUCUCCAAGAUCAACUUACCGAAUUGAGAGCAUUUUUCGCAUCCAAGAACUGGCGUAUUCUAACAACCAUUACGGCAGCUGAGCCUACAAAAGGUUCAUCAAAAAAGACUACUGUCAGAACGAAGAGAUUUUCAUCGUCAUCUAAGAGAUCAAUAGCGGAUGAUUGGACUUGGGAAGAAGAGGCCGAAGACAAUGGAUGGGACGAGCACGUUGACUUAGAUUUGGAUGAAGCUGAUGAAGACACUAGUAGUCGCAAGUCCAAGAAGGAAACAAAUAGCGAAGCCGCAGAUGAUGCUUGGGAUGAAGCCUGGGAUGUCGACAUCGACGACGAAGAAGAACAAGAGAAGUCUUGCGGUUCCACUGAUACUGCCCCAGAACGUAAAGUUUCUCAAUUGCCCAUGAAAAUCAUUCAGCUGGUCGAUAAUUUCCGAAGACGUUGCCAUGAGAUGGAUCACGCCAAAUUAGACAAAAAUCAUUAUAGGUACAAGCAGAGCGUACUUGAAACUUUGAUAAUGGCAAUGGCAGAACGCCAUUUCAAGGAAGAUUGGUGGCAGCUGUUUUUGGACAUGAAAUAUCUCCUUCAAAAGGAUCCAUCAUUAUCACGUUUUAAAGAACUGACACACAAUUACUUGGAGCUCAAUUUGAAAUCGAGAGAAGCGAUUGUCUAUAAAUUAGUCUGUGGGCAGCUUGAUGAACUAUCAGAAAAUGAAAUGGACCCGUCCUGGGCCAUUACAAUCGAUCAAUUGAUACCGUUCAUUCAAAAUCAAAUCCUCAAACCGCUUGCACGAGUAGGCAAAAUUGACAGUGACCGUUGCCUUACAAGUUUCCUAAAGUUCCUAUACAACGACUGUAUAACGGACAACAUCCUACAGUGCAAGAUUAUCUCGGAGAGAAAUUCAGAGAAUUUGUCUGAGUUCAUUUCACUCGUGUACUCCAAGACAGAAAUCAGUGGUCUUAAUGGCCAUACUGAUUACAGAGAGAACCGAGAAAAAUUCGCCAUCAUCGGCAAGUUUCUACCGUUGCAUCUAAAGGAGAUCAUGGAGAUGUUCUAUAACGGAGAUUUUUACCUUUUCACCACCGACGAGCUGGUCCAGUGGAUUGUUCUGCUGUUUGCUGAAACGCCAUUACGCAGAAAUGCGAUUGAUGACAUAUACGAGAUCAGAAACGCUAACAUUGAUGGAUAA
Molecule: messenger RNA, 2253 nt
Organism: Torulaspora delbrueckii
Lineage: Eukaryota; Fungi; Ascomycota; Saccharomycetes; Saccharomycetales; Saccharomycetaceae
Gene: DSL1
Product: Dsl1p
Exons: 1
Coding region: 1-2253 (750 amino acids)
Biological process (GO): mitotic spindle assembly checkpoint signaling; endoplasmic reticulum to Golgi vesicle-mediated transport
Cellular component (GO): RZZ complex
Source: RefSeq, a predicted model, not a curated record